AUGACAACAUCAUAUUCAGCAAAUUCAGGCGAGUGGCAUAAAAGAGUAUCGAGCUUCCAUGCGGUUGAUUUGGUUACAUUGGACUCAAGUAUCUUACCAGCCAGCAUAAGCCGGACAUUGAGAGAUGCAUUAGAUGGAAGAGACACGACGGUUGUAGUUAACCACGAAAAAUCCAUAAAAUCACCCACUACUCCUGCUACUAUUACGGCUACUAUCACCUCUUCUCAACAGACACUUCAACUUAGAACCGUACCCAGCUUGGAAAAUAUCGGACAUUGUAAUAAUCAUAAUUAUUAUAAUAAUAAUCAUCACAAACAUCAUAAUCCUACACAGCCCAUUCUGACUUUACCUAUGGGACCAGAGAUUGAGCGGAUAAGCAUCCUCGAACAAGCCUUGGAAGAAGCAAACCAAAAGGUCCAUCAGAUGAACAACCAUCUGUGGGAACAUGAGCAAGGAACUCAGAUCACUCUUGGGCUACGACUCGAAGAACUUGAAAAGACCAAGCUUCAAUUAAAAACCCUAGAACAAAUCGAAGAAAAACAGACCGCAAUCAUCGAACAGUUACUCAACAAGCAGGACUCAAUGGAGAUACUUUUAAAAAGGCAGCAGAUCCACAGUGUCAAGAUGAUGGAAGAGUUUGCACGCGCAAAGGCAGACACCACAAAAUAUUUUCAGCACAAAAUCGAACAUGUGGUUAAAGAAGUAACACGAAUCUCAGCAGUACGCCAGGAUCUUGAAAAACGAAUGAGUGAUAUACAAGACCAGAAGAUCCUCGAGAAACGGUCGAGUGAUAUAGAUUUGCAGCGGACAAUGGCGCUGGAAGGCCGAGUUGAAGAGUUAGACAUGAUCGUAGAGAAGCUUGAUUUUCAGAAGAAGCGGACAUCGGCCGCCUUGACUAGAAAGACCAGUGCCUAUCGACAGAUGGAGCAAUGCUUGCAGAGACACACAGAAAUUAUCAAGACAUAUGAACAGAAGAUUAAGAUGCUCGAGAAGGCGGCCCUAGAGGCCUCCCAACAGCGAGUCCUGUCACCAAACAAAGAUGCAUCUGAUCUUCUAGACGAGUCGGAUACGACCACUGUACCUCUACCUGCGUCUGUACCUGUGUCUGUACCCGCGAACCCUGGCGAAAAAAGCGUAAUUUGCCACGAGGCCUGUGCGACCAAACAUCAAGAUGGACCCCACAACUCAACAAAUUCGAAAAAAGUCAGUGCACGCAUGGAGAACGGGUAUCAUUGGCAGGGCCAAAGAUCUCUUCGCCAUUCCCAUCAACCCACACGCUCGAUCUUGAAAAAAUGUGAUUCAAGUGUAAUUAAUCGAUUGGACGAGCAGGCACUACAGAAGCAGUGCCAAGAGUGGCUUGAUGAAGGCAAAGGCGAGACUCUGGUAUAUAAAAUUGUAGAGAUCUGCAAGGACAAUAAAUACCUCAUUGUACAGAUGCAAGAUAUGCAAAACGAACUAAACCUUUGGCACCAACAUGCCGCCAUGCUCAGAGACGCUCAACGUCACUCAAACCCUAAGAAACCUACAUCAGCAUCUACAUCUACAUCAGCAUCAACAUCAACAUUAGCAUCAACACAUACACCAACAUCAAAAAAACAUAGACACGAUUGUGAAAGUCGACUAGAUCACACUUCACACCGUACCCAAUUACGCUCUACUGAUAAUUCAGAAACUAUGCAUUCAUAUCCAUCAUAUAAACUCAAUAACUCUUCCCAAAACCUGAAUUUACCUCCUCCGACUGCCCCUCCAUCGAACCCACCACCACCUAUACCCAGUUCACCUUCCUCUCGACACUCUACAAAGUCAAUUGAAAAGGAAAACAAUAAUCAUAAUACUACAACCACAACUGCUAAUAGAUCUUCUCAGCAUAAUAUCCGGGACCUAAAACGCCGUUUAUCGCAUGCGGAAGCGGCGGCAUUUUCGAUGGCAAAGAAACUUGAUGCUGUUUUACACGAAAAAGAAGGACUAAACUUAGAAACAUCACGCUGGAGGGCAGAAGUCGAUAAACUGUUAGAGGCACAGGCUGAGAAGGAAGCACAGGCAGCCAAGGUGCAACAAGAACUAGAAAAGCAAUUAGAAGAAGAGCGUGCGCUAAAGGCCAAAUCUGAGAAAGCACGCCAAGUAUUGGAAUCUCAAACGGAUGCCUGGUUGAGUAAAAAGAGUGUAUUUAAAUGCUUCUAA
Molecule: messenger RNA, 2181 nt
Organism: Phycomyces blakesleeanus NRRL 1555(-)
Lineage: Eukaryota; Fungi; Mucoromycota; Mucoromycetes; Mucorales; Phycomycetaceae
Exons: 1
Coding region: 1-2181 (726 amino acids)
Source: RefSeq, a predicted model, not a curated record